CGUUUGGUUUCGAUGAGAACGUUUGUGAAUCUGUUUGUGACCCUAAAAUUCAGCCUAAACUUCCACACCAAAGCUACAGAGAUGGCGCUCAGUGAUGCCGACGUACAGAAACAGAUCAAACACAUGAUGGCCUUUAUUGAGCAAGAGGCCAACGAGAAGGCAGAGGAAAUCGACGCAAAGGCUGAGGAAGAGUUUAACAUCGAGAAGGGACGACUUGUGCAAACACAAAGGCUGAAGAUAAUGGAGUACUAUGAGAAGAAAGAGAAACAGAUUGAACAGCAAAAGAAAAUUCAGAUGUCCAAUCUGAUGAAUCAGGCCAGGCUGAAGGUUCUCAAGGCUCGGGAUGACAUGAUAUUGGAUCUUCAAAACGAAGCCCGAACGCGGUUAUCUGUGAUCGCUAAAGACAAGGCUCAGUACAUGUCUCUGUUAGAAGGACUCGUUCUGCAGGGAUUUUAUCAGCUGCUGGAACCGAAGGUGACGAUUCGCUGUCGUAAGGAUGAUGUGGCCAUGGUGGAGGAUGGCAGGGAUGGCGGUACGGACGACUCCAGGGACAGCGGUCAAUCACGAGCAUCUGUGGGCUCAUGUGUAUGUGGAAGGGGGCAGAUUCAGGUUAGAGAGAGAGAGGCUGCUGUGCAGAAAAAUAUCCCCAUCUACAAAGAAACUGUGAAGAGUAACAUCGAAGUCCGCAUCGACAAGGACAACUUCCUCUCCCCUGACAUCUCAGGAGGUGUGGAGGUCUAUAACGCGAACGGAAAGAUCAAGGUGGCCAACACUCUGGAGAGCAGACUGGAUCUCCUGGCUCAGCAGAUGAUGCCUGAAAUCCGAGUCUCUCUAUUCGGCGCCAACCAGAACCGCAAGUUCAUGGAUUAACGAAUAGUGUGACCAAAGGAAUAGAAAUGAAUUAGCCUUAUAACCUCACUGUGACUGUCUCUGAGUUUUUAUGCAAGGUGUGUAAGAGAUCGCUGUCCCUCUG
Tachysurus fulvidraco (yellow catfish) is the source of this 973-nucleotide messenger RNA. It is a transcript of the gene atp6v1e1a, whose product is annotated as ATPase H+ transporting V1 subunit E1a. The record is from RefSeq and is a predicted model, not a curated record. Gene Ontology annotation, biological process: proton transmembrane transport. Gene Ontology annotation, cellular component: proton-transporting two-sector ATPase complex, catalytic domain. Gene Ontology annotation, molecular function: proton-transporting ATPase activity, rotational mechanism. The transcript is spliced from 11 exons. The coding region runs from base 13 to 870 and encodes 285 amino acids. NCBI's taxonomy places the organism in Eukaryota, Metazoa, Chordata, Actinopteri, Siluriformes, Bagridae.